Syngnathoides biaculeatus (alligator pipefish) is the source of this 856-nucleotide messenger RNA. RefSeq lists its product as uncharacterized. The transcript has 4 exons. The record is from RefSeq and is a predicted model, not a curated record. Bases 103 to 798 code for a protein of 231 amino acids. NCBI's taxonomy places the organism in Eukaryota, Metazoa, Chordata, Actinopteri, Syngnathiformes, Syngnathidae.
ACAUCUGGUGCUCAUUGGAACCGAUUACCCCCAGCUGUGGACACUUUUCACCUGCUAUAAAAGCUCGCCUGGUCACUUUCCUUCACAAUUGUCUCUGGCACAAUGGCUGGUGUUUGGCUCUUGGUUCUGCUUCUCUGUGCUGUCUUCAUGGACAAUGGCCUUUGUAUUCCAGCUGGGGAAGAACAAAGGGAGUCCAAUGUUGUUCUGAAAAAAGAUGUGUCUCCUGAUUAUAUUUCACUUCAGAGACUUGUUAAACUUCUUGACUCUUUGGAUUCUACAUUGAAGCUACACACUCCGGCCCAACCUGCAACCAAAGAGGUAUUUCAAGACAAAGCAAGCUACCAUGAGCGAAAUGACCAGCAGAGCCACAACGUGAGCGGCAAGGGCCAACUGAACGACGCCGUGAGCCACAACGUGAGCGGCAAGGGCCAACUGAACGACGCCGUGAGCCACAACGUGAGCGGCAAGGGCCAACUGAACGACGCCGUGAGCCACAACGUGAGCGGCAAGGGCCAACUGAACGACGCCGUGAGCCACAACGUGAGCGGCAAGGGCCAACUGAACGACGCCGUGAGCCACAACGUGAGCGGCAAGGGCCAACUGAACGACGCCGUGAGCCACAACGUGAGCGGCAAGGGCCAACUGAACGACAUCUUUCAGGAAGUCCAGGAGGGUGUCAACCAGAACAACACAAUGAGCCACACCCAACAGAGUGAAUCGUUACAAGUCCAAAGUGUCACCCAGAAUAACAGACUGGAGUAUGACUCUGCAGAUGGAGGGAUCAUUGUGAAUAUUUGAUUUGUAUGGCAUGGAAGAACUGUUUAAUGUAACUUGUCAAUUAAAAUCUUUAUCUCUA